This is a messenger RNA of Triplophysa dalaica, 2184 nucleotides long. RefSeq names its product Raf-1 proto-oncogene, serine/threonine kinase a (gene raf1a). The coding region runs from base 644 to 2026 and encodes 460 amino acids. Lineage: Eukaryota; Metazoa; Chordata; Actinopteri; Cypriniformes; Nemacheilidae. Gene Ontology annotation, biological process: protein phosphorylation; signal transduction. The record is from RefSeq and is a predicted model, not a curated record. Gene Ontology annotation, molecular function: protein kinase activity; ATP binding. Gene Ontology annotation, cellular component: plasma membrane; cytosol; mitochondrion. The transcript is spliced from 17 exons.
CCCGCCCACAGAAGUGUCCCGUUAGAAUCCUAUGUGAUCCUGCUGCAAAGAAAAUAGAUACACAUGCAUAAUUUGACUGCACUUUUUUUUCAUUGAUGUUUAUUUCAUGUUACUAAUACUGCCUGUUUUUAUUCUGCCAAUUAACCAAGAGAGUGAGAGUUAUUUUUAUAUAAUUGUUUAUGUUUCAAGAACUGAUCAGUGGUUUCAAGAAUAAUUUCUGUAUUUACAUCUUUUACUAAUUAAAAUUAUUUUGUUACGUAGUACCUUAUUGUAACUAUGACUGUUUUUGUUGUCAUUGUUUUGUAUAUUUCUUGUUUUGUCUAUAAUGUUUUGGCAAAUGGAAAGAUUCAGAGAGAGAGAGAGAGAGAGAGAGAGAUGAGUACUGUAGGGACAACAAUACAUUCGUGGUUGUCAUUGUUAAACUGUCGGUAUUGUAGUAAAUCCAUGGUUGAUGUUCGGAAAAGUGCGCGUCUGUGUGCCUCCGUGUUUGUCGGGUGACGUCAUCGCCGUAUCUUCAGGUUAUGGCGGAGUUGUGCUUCUUUGCUGCUGUUUCUGUGGCAUGGUUUGUAAUGGAGGAGCUUCAUGGAGCCUGGAGAAACAUCAGGAAUUAUCUUGGAAUGAAAAACUCUGUGUUUGAGCGAUCAUGUAUUUCUCCCACAAUGAUCCAAGGAUCAGCAUGUCCACAGCACUCCUUGGUCAUCUCAGAAACCAGCCGGACCAUACUUCCUGCCCAACCAGCAGCGCACAGUGCUGUCUGAUGAAAGCGCUGAAGGUCCGAGGGCUGCAGCCCCAGUGCUGUGCUGUCUUCAGUCUUCAUCCAGACCAAAGGAGAAAGAAGUCUCGUAUGUAUUGGAACACAGACUCUACCUCACUCAUUGGGGAGGAACUGCUAGUGGAGGUUUUAGACCACGUUCCUUUAACUACACUUAACUUUGUCAGGAAAACCUUUCUGAAGUUGGCUUUCUGCGACAUAUGCCACAAAUUCCUGUUAAAUGGUUUUCGUUGUCAAACGUGUGGCUAUAAGUUCCAUGAGCACUGUAGCACUAGAGUGCCCACAAUGUGUGUAGACUGGAGCAACAUCCGACAGCUUCUAUUGUUUCCGACUCCUGGUGAAAGUGGGACUCAAUCUCUUCCUCCACUCACGUCUCGGAGAAUGAGGGAAUCCCUGAGCAGAUUUCCCAGCAGAUAUCCUCUCACCGGAGCAGCUCUGUCGCAGAGACUGCGGUCCACCUCCACACCCAACGUACACAUCAUCAGCACCACAAUCACCAUUGACAGCAUCCAGAUUGAGGAUGCAAUACGUGGUCAUGGCUCAGCUUACAGUUCCCUGAAUCGGAGCCUAACAGGUUGGGGACAGAACAAUAUACCCGCACCGGCUCAGAUAGCCAUAGAACGGGCACCAUCCAUCAACACCCAUGACAUAGUCAAAAUCCGGACACGGGAUAAGCGAGACUCAAGUUAUUACUGGGAGAUCGAAGCUAAAGAGGUCAUGCUUCUGAACAGAAUUGGCUCAGGCCCCUUUGGAACCGUUUACAAAGGAAAAUGGCAUGGUGAUGUAGCUGUGAAGGUAUUAAAAGUCACCAAGCCAACACCAGAGCAGGUUCAGGCCUUCCGCAAUGAGGUGGCAGUUCUUAGGAAAACAAGACAUGUCAACAUCCUGUUGUUUAUGGGCUACAUGACACAAGACAAUCUUGCCAUUGUGAUGCAGUGGUGUGAAGGCAGCAGUCUCUACAAACACCUCCAUGUGCAGGAGACCAACUUCCAGAUGUUUCAGCUGAUAGAGAUCGCCAGACAGACAGCUCAGGGCAUGGAUUAUUUACAUGCAAAAAACAUUAUCCACCGUGACCUGAAAUCAAACAACAUCUUCUUAAACGAAGGCUUGACAGUCAAGAUUGGAGAUUUUGGAUUAGCCACAGUGAAAGCCAGGUGGAGCGGUUCUCAGCAGGCAGGUCCAGAUGCAGAUGCAGGACAACAAUCCUUACAGUUUCCAGUCAGAUGUGUAUUCUUAUGGAGUUGUGCUAUAUGAGCUGAUGACAGGGGAGCUGCCAUACUCGCACAUAGCCAACCGAGAUCAGGAACUGCAAGGAGACACAUCAUCCGGUGGGUGGAUUUUGUUUACUUUCUCUUUUGGGGUAGGCUCCGCCCCUGCCUUAUCUUCAGGCAGGAACAUCGGAAUCAUUUUGC